AUGCGUAACUUGGACACUGCCGAGCCUGACCAAGCCAGCUCCGCUCCGGCUGACCACCUUGCCGACCCUGUUGGCUUUUCGGUCGGAUCUGAUGACGCCCCGGCGGACGAUGCCUCUUCUGCCGAUGCUGAUCCUGCCGAUGCUGACGUGGGUAGCGACCCAAUGCGUAACUUGGACACUGCCGAGCCUGACCAAGCCAGCUCCGCUCCGGCUGACCACCUUGCCGACCCUGUUGGCUUUUCGGUCGGAUCUGAUGACGCCCCGGCGGACGAUGCCUCUUCUGCCGAUGCUGAUCCUGCCGAUGCUGACGUGGGUAGCGACCCAAUGCGUAACUUGGACACUGCCGAGCCUGACCAAGCCAGCUCCGCUCCGGCUGACCACCUUGCCGACCCUGUUGGCUUUUCGGUCGGAUCUGAUGACGCCCCGGCGGACGAUGCCUCUUCUGCCGAUGCUGAUCCUGCCGAUGCUGACGUGGGUAGCGACCCAAUGCGUAACUUGGACACUGCCGAGCCUGACCAAGCCAGCUCCGCUCCGGCUGACCACCUUGCCGACCCUGUUGGCUGUUCGGUCGGAUCUGAUGACGCCCCGGCGGACGAUGCCUCUUCUGCCGAUGCUGAUCCUGCCGAUGCUGACGUGGGUAGCGACCCAAUGCGUAACUUGGACACUGCCGAGCCUGACCAAGCCAGCUCCGCUCCGGCUGACCACCUUGCCGACCCUGUUGGCUUUUCGGUCGGAUCUGAUGACGCCCCGGCGGACGAUGCCUCUUCUGCCGAUGCUGAUCCUGCCGAUGCUGACGUGGGUAGCGACCCAAUGCGUAACUUGGACACUGCCGAGCCUGACCAAGCCAGCUCCGCUCCGGCUGACCACCUUGCCGACCCUGUUGGCUGUUCGGUCGGAUCUGAUGACGCCCCGGCGGACGAUGCCUCUUCUGCCGAUGCUGAUCCUGCCGAUGCUGACGUGGGUAGCGACCCAAUGCGUAACUUGGACACUGCCGAGCCUGACCAAGCCAGCUCCGCUCCGGCUGACCACCUUGCCGACCCUGUUGGCUUUUCGGUCGGAUCUGAUGACGCCCCGGCGGACGAUGCCUCUUCUGCCGAUGCUGAUCCUGCCGAUGCUGACGUGGGUAGCGACCCAAUGCGUAACUUGGACACUGCCGAGCCUGACCAAGCCAGCUCCGCUCCGGCUGACCACCUUGCCGACCCUGUUGGCUGUUCGGUCGGAUCUGAUGACGCCCCGGCGGACGAUGCCUCUUCUGCCGAUGCUGAUCCUGCCGAUGCUGACGUGGGUAGCGACCCAAUGCGUAACUUGGACACUGCCGAGCCUGACCAAGCCAGCUCCGCUCCGGCUGACCACCUUGCCGACCCUGUUGGCUUUUCGGUCGGAUCUGAUGACGCCCCGGCGGACGAUGCCUCUUCUGCCGAUGCUGAUACUGCCGAUACUGACGUGGGUAGCGACCCAAUGCGUAACUUGGACACUGCCGAGCCUGACCAAGCCAGCUCCGCUCCGGCUGACCACCUUGCCGACCCUGUUGGCUGUUCGGUCGGAUCUGAUGACGCCCCGGCGGACGAUGCCUCUUCUGCCGAUGCUGAUCCUGCCGAUGCUGACGUGGGUAGCGACCCAAUGCGUAACUUGGACACUGCCGAGCCUGACCAAGCCAGCUCCGCUCCGGCUGACCACCUUGCCGACCCUGUUGGCUUUUCGGUCGGAUCUGAUGACGCCCCGGCGGACGAUGCCUCUUCUGCCGAUGCUGAUACUGCCGAUGCUGACGUGGGUAGCGACCCAAUGCGUAACUUGGACACUGCCGAGCCUGACCAAGCCAGCUCCGCUCCGGCUGACCACCUUGCCGACCCUGUUGGCUUUUCGGUCGGAUCUGAUGACGCCCCGGCGGACGAUGCCUCUUCUGCCGAUGCUGAUCCUGCCGAUGCUGACGUGGGUAGCGACCCAAUGCGUAACUUGGACACUGCCGAGCCUGACCAAGCCAGCUCCGCUCCGGCUGACCACCUCGCCGACCCUGUUGGCUGUUCGGUCGGAUCUGAUGACGCCCCGGCGGACGAUGCCUCUUCUGCCGAUGCUGAUACUGCCGAUGCUGACGUGGGUAGCGACCCAAUGCGUAACUUGGACACUGCCGAGCCUGACCAAGCCAGCUCCGCUCCGGCUGACCACCUUGCCGACCCUGUUGGCUUUUCGGUUGGAUCUGAUGACGCCCCGGCGGACGAUGCCUCUUCUGCCGAUGCUGAUCCUGCCGAUGCUGACGUGGGUAGCGACCCAAUGCGUAACUUGGACACUGCCGAGCCUGACCAAGCCAGCUCCGCUCCGGCUGACCACCUUGCCGACCCUGUUGGCUUUUCGGUCGGAUCUGAUGACGCCCCGGCGGACGAUGCCUCUUCUGCCGAUGCUGAUCCUGCCGAUGCUGACGUGGGUAGCGACCCAAUGCGUAACUUGGACACUGCCGAGCCUGACCAAGCCAGCUCCGCUCCGGCUGACCACCUUGCCGACCCUGUUGGCUUUUCGGUCGGAUCUGAUGACGCCCCGGCGGACGAUGCCUCUUCUGCCGAUGCUGAUACUGCCGAUGCUGACAUGGGUAGCGACCCAAUGCGUAACUUGGACACUGCCGAGCCUGACCAAGCCAGCUCCGCUCCGGCUGACCACCUUGCCGACCCUGUUGGCUGUUCGGUCGGAUCUGAUGACGCCCCGGCGGACGAUGCCUCUUCUGCCGAUGCUGAUCCUGCCGAUGCUGACGUGGGUAGCGACCCAAUGCGUAACUUGGACACUGCCGAGCCUGACCAAGCCAGCUCCGCUCCGGCUGACCACCUUGCCGACCCUGUUGGCUUUUCGGUCGGAUCUGAUGACGCCCCGGCGGACGAUGCCUCUUCUGCCGAUGCUGAUCCUGCCGAUGCUGACGUGGGUAGCAACCCAAUGCGUAACUUGGACACUGCCGAGCCUGACCAAGCCAGCUCCGCUCCGGCUGACUACCUUGCCGACCCUGUUGGCUUUUCGGUCGGAUCCGAUGACGCCCCGGCGGACGAUGCCUCUUCUGCCGAUGCUGAUCCUGCCGAUGCUGACGUGGGUAGCGACCCAAUGCGUAACUUGGACACUGCCGAGCCUGACCAAUCCAGCUCCGCUCCGGCUGACCACCUUGCCGACCCUGUUGGCUUUUCGGUCGGAUCUGAUGACGCCCCGGCGGACGAUGCCUCUUCUGCCGAUGCUGAUCCUGCCGAUGCUGACGUGGGUAGCGACCCAAUGCGUAACUUGGACACUGCCGAGCCUGACCAAGCCAGCUCCGCUCCGGCUGACCACCUUGCCGACCCUGUUGGCUUUUCGGUCGGAUCUGAUGACACCCCGGCGGACGAUGCCUCUUCUGCCGAUGCUGAUCCUGCCGAUGCUGACGUGGGUAGCGACCCAAUGCGUAACUUGGACACUGCCGAGCCUGACCAAGCCAGCUCUGCUCCGGCUGACCACCUUGCCGACCCUGUUGGCUUUUCGGUCGGAUCUGAUGACACCCCGGCGGACGAUGCCUCUUCUGCCGAUGCUGAUCCUGCCGAUGCUGACGUGAAUAGCGACCCAAUGCGUAACUUGGACACUGCCGAGCCUGACCAAGCCAGCUCCGCUCCGGCAGACCACCUUGCCGACCCUGUUGGCUUUUCGGUCGGAUCUGAUGACGCCCCGGCGGACGAUGCCUCUUCUGCCGAUGCUGAUCCUGCCGAUGCUGACGUGGGUAGCGACCCAAUGCGUAACUUGGACACUGCCGAGCCUGACCAAGCCACCUCUGCUCCGGCUGACCACCUUGCCGACCCUGUUGGCUUUUCGGUCGGAUCUGAUGACACCCCGGCGGACGAUGCCUCUUCUGCCGAUGCUGAUCCUGCCGAUGCUGACGUGAAUAGCGACCCAAUGCGUAACUUGGACACUGCCGAGCCUGACCAAGCCAGCUCCGCUCCGGCAGACCACCUUGCCGACCCUGUUGGCUUUUCGGUCGGAUCUGAUGACGCCCCGGCGGACGAUGCCUCUUCUGCCGAUGCUGAUCCUGCCGAUGCUGACGUGGGUAGCGACCCAAUGCGUAACUUGGACACUGCCGAGCCUGACCAAGCCAGCUCCGCUCCGGCUGACCACCUUGCCGACCCUGUUGGCUGUUCGGUCGGAUCUGAUGACGCCCCGGCGGACGAUGCCUCUUCUGCCGAUGCUGAUCCUGCCGAUGCUGACGUGGGUAGCGACCCAAUGCGUAACUUGGACACUGCCGAGCCUGACCAAGCCAGCCCCGCUCCAGCUGACCACCUUGCCGACCCUGUUGGCUUUUCGGUCGGAUCUGAUGACACCCCGGCGGACGAUGCCUCUUCUGCCGAUGCUGAUCCUGCCGAUGCUGACGUGAAUAGCGACCCAAUGCGUAACUUGGACACUGCCGAGCCUGACCAAGCCAGCUCCGCUCCGGCAGACCACCUUGCCGACCCUGUUGGCUUUUCGGUCGGAUCUGAUGACGCCCCGGCGGACGAUGCCUCUUCUGCCGAUGCUGAUCCUGCCGAUGCUGACGUGGGUAGCGACCCAAUGCGUAACUUGGACACUGCCGAGCCUGACCAAGCCAGCUCCGCUCCGGCUGACCACCUUGCCGACCCUGUUGGCUGUUCGGUCGGAUCUGAUGACGCCCCGGCGGACGAUGCCUCUUCUGCCGAUGCUGAUCCUGCCGAUGCUGACGUGGGUAGCGACCCAAUGCGUAACUUGGACACUGCCGAGCCUGACCAAGCCAGCUCCGCUCCGGCUGACCACCUUGCCGACCCUGUUGGCUUUUCGGUCGGAUCUGAUGACGCCCCGGCGGACGAUGCCUCUUCUGCCGAUGCUGAUACUGCCGAUGCUGAUGUGGGUAGCGACCCAAUGCGUAACUUGGACACUGCCGAGCCUGACCAAGCCAGCUCCGCUCCGGCUGACCACCUUGCCGACCCUGUUGGCUGUUCGGACACUGCCGAGCCUGACCAAGCCAGCUCCGCUCCGGCUGACCACCUUGCCGACCCUGUUGGCUUUUCGGUCGGAUCUGAUGACGCCCCGGCGGACGAUGCCUCUUCUGCCGAUGCUGAUCCUGCCGAUGCUGACGUGGGUAGCGACCCAAUGCGUAACUUGGACACUGCCGAGCCUGACCAAGCCAGCUCCGCUCCGGCUGACCACCUUGCCGACCCUGUUGGCUUUUCGGUCGGAUCUGAUGACGCCCCGGCGGACGAUGCCUCUUCUGCCGAUGCUGAUCCUGCCGAUGCUGACGUGGGUAGCGACCCAAUGCGUAACUUGGACACUGCCGAGCCUGACCAAGCCAGCUCCGCUCCGGCUGACCACCUUGCCGACCCUGUUGGCUUUUCGGUCGGAUCUAAUAACGCCCCGGCGGACGAUGCCUCUUCUGCCGAUGCUGAUCCUGCCGAUGCUGACGUGGGUAGCGACCCAAUGCGUAACUUGGACACUGUCGAGCCUGACCAAGCCAGCUCCGCUCCGGCUGACCACCUUGCCGACCCUGUUGGCUUUUCGGUCGGAUCUGAUGACACCCCGGCGGACGAUGACUCUUCUGCCGAUGCUGAUCCUGCCGAUGCUGACGUGGGUAGCGACCCAAUGCGUAACUUGGACACUGCCGAGCCUGACCAAGCCAGCUCCGCUCCGGCUGACCACCUUGCCGACCCUGUUGGCUUUUCGGUCGGAUCUAAUAACGCCCCGGCGGACGAUGCCUCUUCUGCCGAUGCUGAUCCUGCCGAUGCUGACGUGGGUAGCGACCCAAUGCGUAACUUGGACACUGCCGAGCCUGACCAAGCCAGCUCUGCUCCGGCUGACCACCUUGCCGACCCUGUUGGCUUUUCGGUCGGAUCUGAUGACACCCCGGCGGACGAUGCCUCUUCUGCCGAUGCUGAUCCUGCCGAUGCUGACGUGGGUAGCGACCCAAUGCGUAACUUGGACACUGCCGAGCCUGACCAAGCCAGCUCCGCUCCGGCUGACCACCUUGCCGACCCUGUUGGCUUUUCGGUCGGAUCUGAUGACGCCCCGGCGGACGAUGCCUCUUCUGCCGAUGCUGAUACUGCCGAUGCUGACGUUGGUAGCGACCCAAUGCGUAACUUGGACACUGCCGAGCCUGACCAAGCCAGCUCCGCUCCGGCUGACCACCUUGCCGACCCUGUUGGCUGUUCGGUCGGAUCUGAUGACGCCCCGGCGGACGAUGCCUCUUCUGCCGAUGCUGAUCCUGCCGAUGCUGACGUGGGUAGCGACCCAAUGCGCAACUUGGACACUGCCGAGCCUGACCAAGCCAGCUCCGCUCCGGCUGACCACCUUGCCGACCCUGUUGGCUUUUCGGUCGGAUCUGAUGACGCCCCGGCGGACGAUGCUGAUCCUGCCGAUGCUGACGUGGGUAGUGACCAAGCGCAUGACGUGGACACGACCGAGGUUGACCAGUUAGCUAAGGAGUGUGAAGACUUACGGCGAGCGGUAGUGGAAAAAGAGCAGCGUGCUACUUUACUGCGGAUCGGUUUCGAUGCGCUUGCUCGCAGCUUUGCGCAACGUGGGCGGGAGCUUGACCAAUUGAAAACAGAGCGCGCUUUAAGCUACCAAGAGCUUCACCGUUUGCGCUCCUCCCAAGCUGCUCAUAUCGAGGAACUAGUACUAUUGCGAGCCGAACGGGAUCUGCUUUCUCGCGACCGCUAG
Peronospora matthiolae is the source of this 6654-nucleotide messenger RNA. NCBI's taxonomy places the organism in Eukaryota, Oomycota, Peronosporomycetes, Peronosporales, Peronosporaceae. The record is from the annotation of a GenBank genome assembly.